Messenger RNA from Carassius carassius (crucian carp), 851 nucleotides. Its product is annotated as homeobox protein DBX2-like. NCBI's taxonomy places the organism in Eukaryota, Metazoa, Chordata, Actinopteri, Cypriniformes, Cyprinidae. Gene Ontology annotation, molecular function: DNA-binding transcription factor activity, RNA polymerase II-specific; DNA binding. Gene Ontology annotation, biological process: regulation of transcription by RNA polymerase II. Bases 72 to 848 code for a protein of 258 amino acids. The record is from RefSeq and is a predicted model, not a curated record. The transcript has 4 exons.
GCAAGUUAAACUUUGGCCAGGAGUCCAUUGUCUCCCGUGUCUAUCAUUUAAUGGGAGCUUUGACAUAAUGAAUGAAGGGGUUCCACCUUCUGUCCCCCAGAAAGAGCCGGUCUUAUCAGAGCCAAUCACAGCGCGCAGCAUUGUCUCCUUUGUGCUUUUUAAUGAAGUUAACUCUUCACACGAGAGGAGAAACUCUUCUGAGCGCUCCAGACUGGACGAGGAACCUGAACGACAUGGCUGGCUUUCCUCAUCCGGGAUUCGGGAAUUCUGGGAAGUGUUUUCUGAUAGAGAACCUGCUGCGUUCCCCUGUGCCGGGUGUUCGUCCCAGGAGGGUUUCGGGGCCGCUGAAGGACAGGUGUGUGUCUCAGGACGGGGAACCAGGUCAGACACCGUCAGUUAUCAUGAGAGCUGUUUCUCUGCCCCGCUGCUCUGGAUCUGGACCUGUGAUGACUUCUGCUCCUCUGUGCCCUAAGUCUGUUGGGUCUGUGCUGUGGAGCUCCAGGUCUCGGCCGGGAAUCCUGCGAAGGGCCGUGUUUUCUGAGGAACAGAGACGAGAGCUGGAGAAAACCUUCUGCAAGCAGAAGUACAUCAGCAAGCCCGAGCGCAAGCGGCUGGCCAUCGACCUCAGUCUGAAAGAGACACAGGUGAAGAUCUGGUUCCAGAACCGCAGGAUGAAGUGGAGGAACUCCAGAGAGAAGGAGAGCACAUGCACACGACCACAGAUGGAGCGACUGAUGCUCUGGAGCCAACCUGAACCAGACAAAACACACACACACACACACACACACCGGUGCACAGCCCAAACCCUGAGACCAGACGACACAUCAGACGAGAGAACAGACUCUUGAUGC